This is a messenger RNA of Strongylocentrotus purpuratus (purple sea urchin), 1182 nucleotides long. RefSeq names its product serine/threonine-protein kinase TNNI3K-like. NCBI's taxonomy places the organism in Eukaryota, Metazoa, Echinodermata, Echinoidea, Camarodonta, Strongylocentrotidae. The transcript has 3 exons. The coding region runs from base 1 to 1182 and encodes 393 amino acids. Gene Ontology annotation, molecular function: protein binding. The record is from RefSeq and is a predicted model, not a curated record.
AUGGCGCUGUUUUCAGCAGCAGCAAAAGGAGACUUCCUGAAGAUACAAUCAUUAAUCGACUCGGAGGACAAGUCAGAGGAUUCGGGAGGAGUUGAUGUAAACUGCUCGGAUAAGUCUGGCCAGACACUCCUUCACAUUGCUUCGGAAAACGGACAUUUGCAAACGGUUAAAUGCCUUACCCAUCAUGGAGCAAAAGUGAAUGUAGUCGAUGCUAACCUACAGACAUCGGUUCACUUAUGCUCAAUGAAAGGCCAUCUUCAUGUGGUAGAGCUGUUAGCGAACGAAGGAGCAGAUCUUGAUGUUGGUGACAAAGAUGGGUUUACAGCUCUUCACAUAGCAUCAGUCGAAGGCCAUCUCGAAGUCGUCCAGUAUAUCGUUAACAAAGGAGCAGGUAUCGAAAUUGGUGAUAAAUAUGGGAUAACUGCUCUUCACAUAGCUUCACUCAAGGGUCAUCUUGCUAUUGUCAAAUACCUUGUUAGGAAAGGUGCUGACCCGGGAAAACUUGCUAAUGAAGAGGACCACUAUGACUACCUUCGCAGUAUUUUUGGUAGUGGGGCUUUACCUAGCUAUAUGCCCCCAUACUCCCGAACAUACGAUCCAUAUCUUACCAGUCCACAAGACAUCUCUCGCUCCUCGAGGAAGAGCAUCAGAGAAGAGACAAUGAUUAUAAGUCUCGACGAGUACAGCAUCAAGGUUUUACUUUCACCAGAAGAUGUGGACAGAGCCAAAUAUAUCACAGCAGAAGCAUUGACAACCGUUCCACAUGACUUAAACCUGGAAAAAGACGAAGUUAUCAUCUCAGUUGGGCUCAAGCUAUCCCCUCCUGGUCUUCAGUUUAAAACUCCGGUGGAAGUCACGGUCUCACAUAGCGCUAUUUUCACCAACCCAGACAAGGCAGAAAUUAUGCUAUACACCCGAAGGACUGAGUCUGAUGAAUUUGCAAGGAUAGUUCCUGCUUCUGACAAAGCUGCCCGGUGUGUAGUCGCAAAUAAUCACCUUACUCUGUACUUAGACCAUUUCUCGGAAUGGUGGAUUAUCUCCUUAAUCAGGAGAUACUUCAUCGGUAAACGGCUCAUCUGUACGCCAUACGUUCCCCUGUCAACAUCCAGAGACGUCAUGAACUACAUCUUGCUCAAUAUUAAAGACGACAUCUGCGGCAUGAAAGAGGUAGAUUUAUCAUGA